CCCUAGCCUUUCUGACGAUGAAUCUUCUCCGGCUUUUGGAAAGAUGUCAUCGUCCGACCGCGAGAAGCUCAAGAUGGAGCGUUUCAAAUGCUUUCCUGAACCCUAUAUUAAGGGGUUGAGGGGAGCAUCAUCUGGGCAUGUAGGAUACAUGUCUCAACUUGCUGCCGAGCAUGAUAACUGAAGACUGGGCCAAGUAGCUUAGAAAGGAAAACAAAAAGCUCGUCCAAGAUGUGACUGCGGCCGCUAACCAUGCUCAAUUUGUCAUUGGCCAGCAAGAAGUGAUGCAUCAGCAAACCAAGAUUGCCUUGGAAAAACGGUCAGCCGAAUUGGAAUCUCAGAACAAAGUUUAUCUCCUUCGGCUGAUGGAGAUGCUGGACGAAAGGGACUCUUUGGAACGUUACCUUCUGGACGAGAGGAACUCAGCCAUGACCAUGGCUGCUGAAUUUUACAAGGAAAACCUCGUCCUGAAGGUAAAAAACCAAGCCCUUCGCGCCGAAGUCGCGGACACGGUUGUGGCUGCUAAGGAGGCUAUGAAUAAUGUCAUAGACACCUCCAGAAACUGGGACGUGCAAGCCUUUGAGAUGAUGGCUAAGGAGGAGGAUGUCCCCCGGUAUGUACGCCGGCUGGACUUCCAAGAGAGCCUGCACAAAGCCAACGUCAAAGGGGAAGAGGCCCCCGUCUUCCAUGAAUCUUCCGAAGAUGAAGAAGAAGAAGAUGACAUUGAGGCUCAGAACGAAGAGGAUAAUGGCCAACCGGACGCUUAGCUUCUCCCCUUUCUCUUCUUGGCCGCAGGCCACUUGUAAUAUUUUGUUUUCU
This is a messenger RNA of Beta vulgaris subsp. vulgaris (sugar beet), 816 nucleotides long. RefSeq lists its product as uncharacterized. The transcript has 2 exons. The coding region runs from base 282 to 764 and encodes 160 amino acids. The record is from RefSeq and is a predicted model, not a curated record. NCBI's taxonomy places the organism in Eukaryota, Viridiplantae, Streptophyta, Magnoliopsida, Caryophyllales, Amaranthaceae.